AUGGAUGAUUGGCACCCUAAGCGUGAACGCCUGCGCUUUUUCCCAUUGCUGGAAGUGCGCAUCGACGACUGGGCAGCAUCAGAGGAGCAGCUCCUCGCGGACGCCUUGCGCGUCGUGCACUCCGCCGUGACGCCGCAGAAGGUGCGCGACGAGGUGCAGAAGCUGCUGCGCGAGCUGUGGCAAGUGCUGGAGCAGCAGCGCUUAAGCGCCCUGCGGCUGGGUCAGCGGCUCCUGCGGCAACGCUCCGUGUUGGUGGCCACCUUCGGUCUAGAGGUUCUGCUGUUGUGCUCCGUGGACUUGUGGUUACUGAGCUUUCCGGAGCGAGAAGAUUUGCUGGAGCAGGUGCAACGCAUGCGCUGUGAAGCCACAUGGGAAGACAAGGCCAGCGCGGUGCUGCGCAGCCUACGAGAACAGGAUCAGAUCUUCAAACAGCGCUGUCACAGCGCCAGUUUGGCCGAGCCUUGGCCCCGCUGGUGGCCCCUGCCAAGGCCCACCUCCGACUGCGUCCUCCCCGGUGGAGUUCCCCGCGUGCAGACAGCACCAGGGCGGCGCCAAGCGAAGCGCAGGGAUGUCUUGAAGGAGCAGACGUUCCUUCCCGAAGACCAGCCGCGAAGAUAUCCACGAAGUUUUGAUUCCAUGCAAGUCUUGAAAUGGAAGUUUGAACUUCCGCACCGUUUUGAACAACUGUGA
Messenger RNA from Cladocopium goreaui, 690 nucleotides. The record is from the annotation of a GenBank genome assembly. Lineage: Eukaryota; Dinophyceae; Suessiales; Symbiodiniaceae.